AUGGAGGAGUCUGGUCGCAUCAAUGUCACCAUGACUGCCAGAGAAUACGAACUCUUCAAGGAGGCCAAGAGGCGAGUAGCCUCCGAGAAGCAAGCAACUGUCUCGCGACCCCGUCAAGCUCCUAUUGAAGCUUCUAAGGAACCCGUCCCUGUUUCGGAUCGAGGUUAUAAGAGAAAACAGCCCGAGGGGUUUCCUCAGGGCGGGCAACCCCGCCCCGACCUAGCAGGACCCAGUACUCAUCAACUUGGUCGGGAGAAAGAGCCAGAAGGAGAGCCAAUUCUUCUGACUCCCUUGCUUUCCAUCUCCAUUUUCUUGAAUGGAGUUCAGCCAAUUCUGUCUGGAGUUGCUAUUGGAAGUGGGUGGCAAGCCAUAGUGGCUUAUGUAAAUGUGGGUGCUUAUCACCUGAUUGGACUCCCCAUCGCCAUUGUUCUUGGAUUCAAGACUGGUUUAGCUGCGGCUGGAAUAUGGUGGGGGUUGAUAAUUGGAGUCUUUGUUCAAACGGUCUCUCUCAUCGUUUUAACUGCCAGGACAAACUGGAACAGAGAAGUACACAAACUGAUGCUCAUCCAUGAAACACUUUUUCUCCAAAAAAAAAAAAACAAAAUCAAAAUUUUAAUUGUCUGAAAAUGGAGAUAGAAAUUUUUUGUUU
Messenger RNA from Zingiber officinale, 649 nucleotides. RefSeq names its product protein DETOXIFICATION 13-like. Lineage: Eukaryota; Viridiplantae; Streptophyta; Magnoliopsida; Zingiberales; Zingiberaceae. Bases 1 to 624 code for a protein of 207 amino acids. The transcript has 4 exons. Gene Ontology annotation, cellular component: vacuolar membrane. The record is from RefSeq and is a predicted model, not a curated record. Gene Ontology annotation, molecular function: transmembrane transporter activity.